AUGUCACCUCGCCAAAUCAUUAGAGUCUGCUACAGCGAAGUGGUAUUUCGUGAUUCGCUUUUUGGUUUCGGUUUCCACAAGGCACAUGUCUUGGUCUUGAGCGGACCGAGCGGGCAAAGGAUUUUGAUCAUAUUUGAUAAUGCUCGUAUGAAGGAGCCGCAAGAACGCGAACAGAACGUUCCCGUGACGCCAGAAUAUAACUGGGACUUGUCAGAACGGCAAGCCAACUUGAAUCACGGCUAUCCCCCACAUUACAAGUAG
Puccinia graminis f. sp. tritici CRL 75-36-700-3 is the source of this 261-nucleotide messenger RNA. RefSeq lists its product as uncharacterized. The transcript has 2 exons. Bases 1 to 261 code for a protein of 86 amino acids. NCBI's taxonomy places the organism in Eukaryota, Fungi, Basidiomycota, Pucciniomycetes, Pucciniales, Pucciniaceae. The record is from RefSeq and is a predicted model, not a curated record.